CACAUGUUACUGCUCUUUGGCUGUGUGCGGUUUGGCAACUGCAGAGGAGAAGACACUGAUAGGGAAUUUAACAGCCAGAGGACUUGAUCACUUAACAGACAGAUAUUAAGAAAGCAACAAGGGGACACACAAGCAAAUAAAAAGGCACGCUUCAUGGCAGAGCGAUCGGCAAGAGGAGGAGAGACAUAAAGGCAGACAUACAAGCUUCUCAAUAGCUCUGUCAGAAUUAGCCCAGAUCUUAGAGGAAGGGAUUGUGUGGCCAUUCUUGCACCUCAGGACCUUUUGUCUUUGGACACUACGAUCUAGAGAACUGAGGAGUGACAGAGGGAAAAGUUUAACACACAGAUAUUGUUACCAUUGAAAUUAACAGCUAAGGGAAACCAGAGGCCAGCAGCCUUCCAGGUGGUAGGAAUAUAAAGAAGAAAAGAGUUUGAGCAGAGAGGACUUUGUUCAGAUCAUCUAGCACGAGGCCCUGUGAUACCUCACAGGCCUUCAAUCCGUUUGGACAGAGUUCGCUGAUAAGGAGUCUUCAUUGGAAUCUUGACUUUCAUUUUCUUUCUUUUGGUAAUUUUCAACUUCUGACUUCUAGUAGUGUUGUUAUUUAACUGGACACCUCAGGUUCUGCAUCAAAGCUUCAGCAGUAAAAGUUAUAUGUUUUAAAGGCCUCUCUCCAUUUGGCUCACGGGUGUCUGGGUUGCUGUGACAGGUUACGUCUGGCUAAGGCACACACACACUCUCUGUACUGUGAAGCUGGAAGAGUUUGUGUUGCACAUACUUGCACUGAGAAGACUGAGUGUGUGUGUGGUCUGAGGGACUCAGCUGGUCUGGGAAACUGAGUCAGAGAGGCAGUCGGUUCUUAGUGCUGUCUGCCAGCAGUAAGAGAAGACAAGUUCAUACUGCUGAGUGCUGCUCAGAGAAAGCGAGCGGAGCCAAGGGAUGAUGAUGACAAUGAAACGGACACUGUGCAGACUCUCCUGCUUGGUGACUCUGGUGGUGGAGCUGAGCUGGAUAAACGUGGGACACAGCAUGCACAGAGAGGUAGGAAGCAGGGUAAUGAAGCAGUGGGAAAGCAAAGUGCGGUCAGCCUCCAGCCUGGAUGAGUUGCUGAGGCUCGCAGACUUUCCCGACUGGAAGUUGUGGAAGUGUCGUCUGAGACUGCAGCAGCCAGAGGCCCAGACAGAGACCCUCUCUUCUCCGCCUUCAGUAGGGUCACACCGCUCUACGCGCUACGCUGGCGAAUCUUACAGCCUGGAGAUACUUAAAGCCAUAGAUGAAGAGUGGCAGCGGACUCAGUGUAUGCCAAGGGAAACAUGCGUUGACGUGGCCAAGGAGCUAGGCACCGACCCCUCAAUGUUCUUCAAGCCACCUUGUGUGUCCAUACACAGGUGCAGUGGUUGCUGCAAUCAAGAGGGCGUCACCUGCAGAAACACAACUGCUGUAUAUGUGAAUAAAACUGUCCUUAGUGUCAUUCCGUUCAAGUUUGUACCAGAACCUGUGCUAAUAAAAGUAGCUAAUCAUACAGAGUGCAGGUGCAUGGAGCCCGCCAUAAUACGACGUAAUGCUCAACCUCACAGGAGCAGUGGGUGCUCUCCAAUGGGCCAGCUGUCAGAGACAGAGGACUCCAGGAGACUUUGUGCCAGUGGGUUGAUCUGGGAUUGUUCCACUGACAGAUGCAUAUCUUACCCUUCCAGUACACCAGAGUUUCCAUUCAGUUCAUGGAUGCCCGAUUGUGAGAUAGAUGUGGAGCGCUGUGACUGUCUUCCCAAACCUGCACCAACUCUUCAACCAAGAGCGAUCCAUCGCUGCCAACUCAACUCUUCAAUCUGCGCCCACAAGCGUCAGCGUUUUGAUCAAGCCUCCUGCAAAUGCAAAUGGCCCAAGUAGAAGUCCACUGGGGAAAUAAAUUACGACAACCUGCUCGCCAAGGAUGUUUGGAGGCAGAGAGAAUAGGCUCAUAAUUUAUUUACAGUCCUAUUUAUGCUGAUCACUUUAACUAAUUAAGAUGAUAUUAACUCACAAGACCAUGUUAAUUGAUAAUUUUAACAUGUUUACGUUAUGUUUCAAUCAAUGUGUCAAGUUUAUGUUUUGUACAUUUGUUCUUUGUGCACUGAAUAUAUAGUUUACAUUAAAAGAUUAUUUUUAUAAUUUGAA
Messenger RNA from Seriola aureovittata, 2151 nucleotides. It is a transcript of the gene vegfd, whose product is annotated as vascular endothelial growth factor D. The record is from RefSeq and is a predicted model, not a curated record. The transcript is spliced from 8 exons. Gene Ontology annotation, molecular function: vascular endothelial growth factor receptor 3 binding; chemoattractant activity; growth factor activity. NCBI's taxonomy places the organism in Eukaryota, Metazoa, Chordata, Actinopteri, Carangiformes, Carangidae. Gene Ontology annotation, cellular component: membrane. The coding region runs from base 937 to 1884 and encodes 315 amino acids. Gene Ontology annotation, biological process: positive regulation of protein phosphorylation; vascular endothelial growth factor signaling pathway; positive regulation of mast cell chemotaxis.